AUGGAUGGUAGGCAGCCACAAACAAUAAUGACUGAUCAGUGUUCUGCCAUGGCUGCUGCAAUCAUGCAAGUAUUUCCAAAUUCAAAACAUAGGCUAUGUAUUUGGCACAUUGGGGAGAAUUCAAAGAAGCACAUCAAAGGAUUGAGAAUGCAAAAGGGUUUCAUAGAGUUAUUUAAUUUUCUGUUAAAGUAUAGUGACACAGAAGCUGAAUUUGAAUUUUACUGGAACAGGAUGGUGACUGAGUAUAAUAUUCAUAAGAAUGUUUGGUUAGAUAGAUUAUAUAAUAUUAGGGAGAAGUGGUGUCCUGCUUUUAGCAAACAGUAUUUCUCUGGUGGUAUUUUAUCCUCGCAAAGGAGUGAGUCUACUAAUCAUUCAAUUUCUAGAAGACUUUCAAAAACAGCUGGAUUGUGUGAUUUUUAUAAUUCAUUCGUUAGUGUGAUUUCUGAGUGGAGGAGCAGGGAGAGUGGUGAAGAUGUUCGCUGUUCUCAAGGUUUGCCAUCAAUGGCUAUGAAUUACGUGAAGUUACUUUCACAUGCUAGAGAAGUUUACACUAUUGAGAUAUACUUUUUAUUUGAAGAACAGUUCUUGAAAGGUUCUUCAUGCCAUCAAGAUUUGGUGGGGGUCAGUGGUGAGGUAAUGAAAUAUCAUGUUUGGCGUCCUGAUGUUGAUUUGAUUCGUCAUGAGGUUUGUUUUAGUUUUAAGGACUUGGAUAUAUCAUGUAGUUGCAGGUUGUUUUCAGAGAUGGGUAUUUUGUGCUCUCAUUCUCUUCGCAUUUUAAAUAUUCACUGUGUUGCAACAAUCCCUGAUAAGUAUAUUCUUAAAAGAUGGACUAAAAGGGUUGUUGAAGACAGGACAGUAGAGAAUGUUUGUGGUGUUGCUUCAGGUGGUUGGGUUAUACAAAUUGGUAGAAAGUUUCAGCGGUUGGUUUUAUCUAGUCAAGGCAAUUCUAAAGCUCGGGAAGCAUGUGAAGAUGCCUUUCAAAAUGCCAAGAUGAAGAUUGAAGCUGAAAUUGGUCCUAUUUUCUUUGAAGAUGGUGAACAAACCACAGAUGGUGUUAUACAAAAUCCAUCACGUAGUAGGCCAAAAGGUGAACGCAACAAACGUUUGAUUAGCACAAUAGAAAAGAAGUACAAAUAUGCAAGAGGACAAAAGAAUUAUUCAAAGUAUGUCGAGUUGAAUACAAAGGCUGCUGUGCAAUCAUCUGUGCGAGAGUCUGUUUCUAGUAUGGUGGGCAGUGGAUAUUUGGUCCAUCCGUCUGGUGGUAGUAGCUCAAAGUUGGUUCAUUUUAAUCCAAAUGAAAGUACUUAA
Molecule: messenger RNA, 1308 nt
Organism: Ipomoea triloba (trilobed morning glory)
Lineage: Eukaryota; Viridiplantae; Streptophyta; Magnoliopsida; Solanales; Convolvulaceae
Product: protein FAR1-RELATED SEQUENCE 7-like
Exons: 2
Coding region: 1-1308 (435 amino acids)
Biological process (GO): regulation of DNA-templated transcription
Molecular function (GO): zinc ion binding
Source: RefSeq, a predicted model, not a curated record